GUAUCAGGGUGAUCCGCAAUGGGGAACUCCCUGAGACAGAGCUUCAACAAGCACCGCUUCGACUUCGAGGCGCCCGUCAUACACGUGCACGACUUUCACCCCCAAAUACGCGUCCUUCUGUCUAUGAACGGACUCUUCUUCAAUAACAAGGAUUCACUGUUAAGAUUCGUUCUCCCAGCCAUCUGCAUCUGCCUGAGCGUAGUGGCGACGACCCUGGAGCUCCUGGCCAUGUGGCACGCACUACAGGAGCAAGACUCGGCGCUGUUCACCGAGGCCUUCGCCUACUGCGUCAUUAUAGGGGUGGUGCCCUUCCUGUAUCUGUGCAACUUCAUGAAGUCGGAUAAGAUCUAUGCGCUGGUCGAUGGCAUGGAUAAGGACUUUGUGACUAUUAGUAAGCUGGGAGAGCCGUACAGGUCCAAUUUCCUAGCAGGCCAGCUAAACAUCUGGAAGUGCGGCUACGCGUGGCUGAUCUUCGUGAUCUUCGUGGCGUCCAUGUACAUCCUGCUGUCGGUGGUGUCCAUCCUGUACUACUGCCUGUUUGUGACUCAUGAUGAGGGCUCCCACCGGCCGCUGGUGUUCCCGGUGUGGCUGCCUCACGACGACCCGCACCGGUCGCCCAACUAUGAGCUGUUUCUGGGAUUGAUGUAUCUGAUUAUCAUUGAUUUUGCUACUACGUUUACGACAUACGUAUACAUCGUGUUCCACCUGCUGCUGCACUGCUACUUCCUCAUCAACAUGGUGAUGAUAGGGCUGGAGCACCUGUUCGAUGACGUGGACGACGAGGUGGCAACCCUGGAUAGUGAAGACGAGAGGUAUAAGGAGGCCAAAGCGGUCUUCAAGCUUAGGAUGAAGAAUAUUGUGGAUUGGCACAAUGCUGUGUUUACUCUUAUCUCAAACAUCCUGGCGGUGUACGGCACGGUGAUGGCGUACCAGGUCAUCUUCAGCUCCAUGGUCAUGUGUCUCAUGGCCUUCUACAUAUCUGUGCAACUGGAGCAAGGCAACGUGGACAUCUGCAUCACGCUGCUGUGUGUGGGCGCGCUGCUGCAGCUGUGGAUCCCCUGCUACCUGAGCUCACUGCUGCGCUCUAAGGGCUACGAGGUGUGCGAGUCAGCGUUCUACUCAGGCUGGCACCACGCGGGGCUAUCACGGCUGGUACACGCCGACCUGCGGCUCGUCAUGCUGCGCGCGCAGAAGCCCGUCACCAUCCAGGUCACCAUGCUGCCCGUGCUGGGCCUCGAGACCUUCUCCUCGAUCCUGAGCACAGCCUAUUCAUAUUUUAACAUGCUUCGUCAAACGUCGGAAUAAUUAGGUAGGUAAUCAAAUCGUCUGGUAUACAUAUAUGUGAUUAUAUCGAAUCGUGAGGUCUAUUCCCCAAGUCUGGGUUGUUCUAUGGGUCUAUUACAUGGUAUAUUGGAUGAAUAAAAAAGCAAUCGUAUGAUCUUUUCUUGCUGUAGAUAGUGCUAAAAUUAUAACGUUAUCGUAAAAACUGUCAUGGUUAUAUCAGUAUUAUAUCAAUGAUGUUGCAUAGCUAAUUUUAGAAUGAAUGAUAAAGUAUAUUUUAGUUGCUGUUACGUAGGCAACAGAGUUCUCAGUUCAUCUCGAAGUAGAUUUUAAAAUAUACCUAAUAAUGCUCCAGCAAUCUUGUCUGCUUUAUAUAUUAAUAAAAUAUUUAAACUAUUA
This is a messenger RNA of Plutella xylostella (diamondback moth), 1680 nucleotides long. Its product is annotated as odorant receptor 4. NCBI's taxonomy places the organism in Eukaryota, Metazoa, Arthropoda, Insecta, Lepidoptera, Plutellidae. Gene Ontology annotation, cellular component: plasma membrane. Gene Ontology annotation, biological process: detection of chemical stimulus involved in sensory perception of smell; sensory perception of smell. Gene Ontology annotation, molecular function: odorant binding; olfactory receptor activity. The record is from RefSeq and is a predicted model, not a curated record.